Micropterus salmoides (largemouth bass) is the source of this 1466-nucleotide messenger RNA. RefSeq names its product interactor of HORMAD1 protein 1. The coding region runs from base 122 to 1447 and encodes 441 amino acids. Gene Ontology annotation, biological process: homologous chromosome pairing at meiosis; meiotic DNA double-strand break formation; DNA recombination. NCBI's taxonomy places the organism in Eukaryota, Metazoa, Chordata, Actinopteri, Centrarchiformes, Centrarchidae. The record is from RefSeq and is a predicted model, not a curated record. The transcript has 8 exons. Gene Ontology annotation, cellular component: condensed nuclear chromosome.
UCUGGAAGGCCACAUGGCGGGAAAUUUAAAUGUUCGCGAGCAUAACGUAACUACUUUUUUAUUCAGUUCAGUAUCGAUGUCCCCCUCUUCAUCACACCUAACCUUACUGUAACCAAACGCAAUGAAUCAUAUGAGGAACAUUAAAGAAAUGCUGAGCAUCCCAACUGGAAGCAGGAAUGUGGCUACCAGUGGCUACUCAAGUUUCACAGACUCUCAGCUUUUCUUUGGGACUCAGUUUUGGCCUGAAAAUUCUCAAGGCACAUCUCAAGAUAUGAGUUUGUCAACAAGGACCUCCCAGCAAAGUUCACAAGAGGGAAGUGACCCAAAGUUUAUCAACACUUAUCACACCAAACCUCUCCUGUUUGGAGAAUUAAAGGACAAAAACAAAGCUUUUGGAAUAUUGGAUAAAUUUGAGGAGGACAAGAAAAGGGCAAAAGAAAAAACUGACAGUGAUAUUUUAGCCAAAGAAUGUCGUCAUUUUCGAGAAACUCUCAACAAUAUCCAGCAGCUGGUCGCUGGCACAGAGAGAAACACUGCUGUGUGCCAAACAGUCCUUCAAAAAUUUGACAAUUUUGUGUCAACAUUGGAAAAUAAUCUUAACAGUUUUCACAGUGACAUUUCCCAGCAGUUUGAGACUUUGCUGAAUAAAGUCAACUCCCAGAAAGAGAUGAUAACUGAACUGGAGGAGAGGGUGCAAAAGAGUGGACACACCACAGCAGAACUUCAUUCAUAUCUUCAAAGCUUAAAUAAUAGUCUGGGGUGUCUCAGAGGGGAGCAGGAGAGAGAACGAAACAUACUUGAAGAGGCUCUGAAGCUGCUCAGCACCUUAGUCUCAGAGCACUCAGCCAAACCCAGCGCUGAGAGAGUGAUGGACAGCACCGUACAGACGUCACCAGGGCUGGAGAAGCCACACUCCAACAUGCUGCAGGACAACACGCUCAAGGGCACACAGCUUACAUGUAUGUCAAACAACCGUGAAUACAAUCAAACUGUUUUUCCCUCUCAGGACCCCAGCGGCAUAAUAGGAAAGAGGAAAUUCACUUCUAGAGGCUAUAGGAGACACAAAAAGAGGCCGCUGGUUCUCUCACAGAAGAGUAAGCGCUCUGUCACGGAUGAAAACAGUCAUGUUCUCACAAACUGUAACAAACGACAAAAUGUUUCAGCUCCUCUCUGUGAGCGUCGUGAUGUGAACCGGGUAACCUGCCAGGAUAGUCUUACCCCAGACUGUCUGAUACCAUUGAACAGAGACACGAGAUCCAUGGCUGCGGGAUGUUUCAUCACCCCUCUCAGCUGCUGGUCUCAGGACAGCAACAGCUCUGUGUACCUCGCAGGAAUCGAUUCCACCUUAGAAAAGGUAUCGGCUGAGUCCAGGACGGGGACCCGAGCGGAACCCAAAAGCCUCUGGCAGCUUUUUGACAUUGAUUGUGAUUCUGAUUUAGGCUCUUAGAGGAUGAGUGAAGGAUUCA